This is a messenger RNA of Eruca vesicaria subsp. sativa (arugula), 432 nucleotides long. Lineage: Eukaryota; Viridiplantae; Streptophyta; Magnoliopsida; Brassicales; Brassicaceae. The record is from the annotation of a GenBank genome assembly.
AUGGAAGACACAAAUCGAGGUAUUCCAACCCACUGUCGAUGUGGCUCACCCGUUUCACGGCACACCUCCAAAACCAAAACGAAUCCAGGACGCCUCUUUCACAGUUGUCCUUAUGGCGAUGAGCACAACCCCGGGCACCUGUUCAAAUGGACCGAUCUUUCCAUUCUCGAGGAAAUUGAGGAUAUAAAGGCAGAUCUUGAGGAUGUUAAAAUAACAACGCUCGCCAAUGACAAGUGUCAAGAAGUUUCAGAAUCUAAGCUUCAAAGUCUUUCGCUACAAACACGUACUUGCUGUACUCUCAUUCAAAAGUACCAGACCGAGCUCAAUUUUCUUGAGCAGGACAUAAAACGUCUCAAGGGUGACCUUAAGUGCUUGAAGAACAUCUCAUUUUGUGCUGUGUUAACUGUUAUCAUGUACAAGUGUUUUAUGUAA